AUGACCACGGUUAAUGGUUUACACUUUUUAUUUUUAGAAUUACACGCGGUGGUAAAUAAUGCGGCUCGCAUGCUGAUGGCCGAGUACGAGUGGCAAACGACAAGACUUAUCACAGAACAGUUUCGUGUAAACGUUCUAGGCCCAAUGGAAUUAACGUCAUCGCUCUUACCUAAAGUGCGUUGUGACCGAGGACGGAUUAUUAAUGUACUGAGUCAUUGCGCUAUGGUACCAUUGCCGGGCAUAGCCGUUUAUGGGGCUACAAAAGCAGCAGUGCAAGCGUGGACUUGCGGAUCUCGAGCAGAAAACGGUGGCGUCAGUUGGAUUUCGUUUUACCCAGGAUCGUUUUACACGCAUUCAUCGAUUAUGGGCGGCGGAGGCAGACGUGACGGUUACUACGAUGAAAUGUCGGACGCGUUAACCGACGAACAAAGGGAGCACUACGGUCAGUAUAUGCGUGCUUACAAGGGGUACUUGGACAUGGUGGACGUGGCAGUGCCAUCUCAAGACGAACCUGUCCCCAACAGUGACUUGUACAGAUUUAUGGACCAUGCGCUGUGGUCGACCCGGCCUAAAGCCGAAUACAGGGUGCCGGAACCGUGGCGUUACCGUAUAUACUCAACAUUAGCGCAUGUGUGUUCCGCGUUAGGACUUCACGGUUGGAGAGACCAACUGAUCAGACGGUUCGUCUGUACGCCUACGUUCGUUAGCAACAGGAACAAAUCAGCAUAGGCUACAUUGGUGAUGGGAAUAAUCCGGACUGGCGAGAAUUCAAGAAUCCAAAUUUACCGAUUUUGAAAGUAUUAUUUUAUACAAGGGGGUCGCAAUAGCCAAUAAGUGAUCUUAAAAUGAAGUAAGCGAAUAAGCGAGUUCCAGUGUGACUAGACGGCGAAAUAACCUUUUUUUAUUGUACAUAUUUCUAAUUAUUUGUUUCAUUACAGCAACCAAAUGAUACAACACAUAUUGCUUAUCAGAUGUAAUAUUACACACUGUCAUAUAAUCAUAUGCAAUUCCUAUUUAUCUAAUGAUCUAUAUAGAUGGUAACUAUUUUACUGUACAGUUUUUAACAACUUAAUAAAAGUAUUAAUUUUUGUUUAAAGUGGUCACACUGUCGGUCGGCUUCUUGACUACUUCAUUUCUGCUGGCAUUGUAUUAUGAUAUAACAACAUUAUACAUUUUUACUCUUACUAUGAUUUUAUAAAAAGAAACUAUACUUACAUUCGUUUAUGAAUUUCUCGUGAUACGAAUCACAUACUAAUUAUAAGUUAUAACUGUACAUUUACCUUAAAAAAACAAAUACAAUAAAAGAAAAAAUCUAAACCAGGGCCAGCGCAAGACAUAGGCAACAUGGGUAUAUUGCCUUGGGCGGCAUUUUCCAAAGGGAGCAAUUAAUUUAAACAAUUUUUUUUAAUAUAUAAAUAAUUUAAUUAACUAAUUAUUUCAGAUAAAUAUUUGAAAAUGCGGCAAAAUUGGAGUGGCCUAAGUUGAAAUACUGUCUAUUGCCGACUUCGGUCGAAACCAUAAAGAUAUAUUAUUUUAAUUAUGAACUUAAUUUAUACAUAAUUAUAUCAAUUAUUUGAUAUGAAAUAAUUACCAAUUAUUAUAAAUAUCAAAAUAGAUUAAGUAUGAAUUUUUGAAAAAUAAAAAUAUCUUUAUAAUUUAUACUGUACAUAAUAUGUGUAUAACAUAUUGUAUAACUAACAGUAAAUAGUAAUACUCGGAUUUUUAAAUUCAAAACAUAACUUUAGGAUUUUUGGAUAAUCUGGAUUUACGUCAUAUCACUAAUAGCUUCCAAAAACGGCAUACGAAGUGAUCAACAUUUUAUUUUAAACA
This is a messenger RNA of Adelges cooleyi (spruce gall adelgid), 1830 nucleotides long. RefSeq names its product 17-beta-hydroxysteroid dehydrogenase type 2-like. NCBI's taxonomy places the organism in Eukaryota, Metazoa, Arthropoda, Insecta, Hemiptera, Adelgidae. The record is from RefSeq and is a predicted model, not a curated record. Bases 1 to 729 code for a protein of 242 amino acids. The transcript is spliced from 3 exons.